Molecule: messenger RNA, 3617 nt
Organism: Tachysurus vachellii
Lineage: Eukaryota; Metazoa; Chordata; Actinopteri; Siluriformes; Bagridae
Gene: sema7a
Product: semaphorin 7A
Exons: 14
Coding region: 210-2141 (643 amino acids)
Biological process (GO): semaphorin-plexin signaling pathway; positive regulation of cell migration; positive regulation of macrophage cytokine production
Molecular function (GO): chemorepellent activity; integrin binding; semaphorin receptor binding
Source: RefSeq, a predicted model, not a curated record
AUUAGUCAGAGUCUUUGAUGGGAAUUUAUCUCAUUCCCCAUUCAUUAUCGGGGCUGUUUAUAAAUACUGUUGACACAGAGACUUGAAUCAGUAAGAACGAGGACUCGUCCUUGGCUCAUACUCAGUAGAGACACUCCCUAUAAUGGGAGUCGUGAGCAAUGAACCUAAGCUGAUAAAACGGCUCUACAGCGGGGUUUACAUUACAGGAGAUGGUGACUGUUACAGAAAUGAAACUGGUCUACCAGGCGCUUCUUUGUAGUUCAUGUUUUCUGUCUGUUUUUUGUUGGAUGUCGAUCCCCAGAUUAACUUUGCGAGAAGAUAAUCAAAGUAAUCAUCUACACUAUAGCAAACAUGUUAACCAUACAGUUUUCUGCCUUCGAAAUGGAUCUGAGAGCCUGCUUUUGGGAAAACUAAACGAUGUUUUAGAGGUGAACGAUGUUGGUGUAGUAAAGAAUCUGAAUCUGAACCUGACAGAUAACUUUGGUGGUUCUUGUCAUGGGAGCUCUUGUGAAAACGUCAUAACUGUAAUUGAAGAAUUCCAGGACUGGCUUUUUGUUUGUGCAACAAAUGGGAAACAGCCAAAGUGCUGGAAGCUGGAUUCAAGAAUAAUCAAUGGCUCUAGUGUGGUUGUGGAAAGUAUUGAUGGCAUUGGCAUCUCACCUUAUACUUACUCCCAAAACUCUCUAUCGCUUGUAGUAGAUGGAGACAUUUAUGCUGCAGCUCCACUUUAUUCGGAUGGAACGUCACUACAGUUCCGCAGGCAUUCACGCAUCCAAAACAAUUUAUGGAUGUAUGAUCCAUGGAUUACAGAACCAACAUUUAUCUCAGCUUUUAUGGCCAGAAGACCUGGGGACCCACAGAAUGAGAAAAUCUAUGUUCUCUUUCGAGAGAAAAACUCAGACAUCAGUCCUGAAGCUGACCCCUGGAUCUCUAGAGUGGCCAGAGUAUGCAAGGUUGACCAAGGUGGGCCGAAGAGAAUUUUCCAAAACAUUUGGACAACAUUUUUGAAGGCACGCCUUGUGUGUGCGAUUCCUGGAGAGUCACUGUACUUUAAUCGUUUGCAAGACAUCUUUGUGCUACACUCUGAUAACUGGAAGGAAUCUCGGGUUUAUGCUCUUUUCUCAAGCAGCUGGAAUGCCACGGCUGUUUGCAUAUACUCCUUAGAUGAGCUUGAUGGUGUUUUUGAGCAUUCCAGUUUUAAAGGAUACAAUGAGGAAAUUCCCAACCCAAGACCAGGAACUUGUGUGAGUGACAGUAGGUCUCUACCAAACCCUCCUAUCCUUAUUGUUAAAAACCAUCCAGAGAUGACUGACUGGAUCCAUCCCAUUCAGAAACAUGUUCCAUUCUAUACCAGCAAUAAGAAUUACACCAAAAUUGCAGUGGAUAGUGUGCAUGCAUCAGAUGGAGAAAUGUACAAUGUAUUGUUGCUUGCUACAGACACUGGAAAGAUACAUAAGAUAUUGGAGCAUGAUUCCAAAGCCUUUAUAAUUUCUGAAACAAGUCUUUGUAAUGGAUCUGCUCCUGUUCUCUCAAUGAAACUACACUCUAAAAAGAGAAAGUUGUUUGUUGGAUAUCCUGGAAAAAUGUCUGUCUUAGACCUGCAGAAUUGCCACGUCUACAAUACAUCAUGUGAAGAUUGUGUUCUUGCCAGGGACCCAUACUGUGCUUGGACUGAAAAUGGAUGCACUUCACAAAUUAAAGGGGGAAUUCAAAAUAUUGCCACUGGUGAACCACAAAUAUGUUCCAGAUAUUCAGCUCUCAAAAGGCCCAAGCGGGAUGUAACAUUCUCAUAUCCAGCCCCUCCAAUAGUGCACACUGUGCCCAACGGUUUCCCUUUUUACCUUUCCUGCCCAAUUGACUCGCACCAUGCCACCUACAGCUGGAAGCACAGAGAUAAUCAGAGAAGCAUACCAUGUCAGAGAACUCAGUCUGACUGCCUCCAUUUAAUACCAGAUAUCCAUGAACAUGACUAUGGAAUGUACAACUGUGUGUCAAGGGAGCAUAACUAUGACAAAAUUAUUAAAGUAUAUAAAUUGCAUGCUCCAGCUAAGCCACAGAGCCUAAGCAAAGCUUUCAAACUCACAGCUCAGAAAGAAUGGCUGUUGGCUAUAUUCAUUGCACUUCUUUUCAGUGUACAGUAAUAUAAAUCAAUGGUUGCAUCGGAAAGCAAACAAGUUGCAAGCAAUCGUUGUAAAAAAAAAAGGCUGGAAACCAGACAAAAGUGUCUGUCAGUGGGUUUGGUGGGAUGGCAUAAUACCAGUGACAUUCCAUCUGUGAUGGCUGGGAUUUCCAGUAUUAAGGUUAACCAUCAAGUCUAAUUCUAAUAAGAUUAAUGAAACAGCUCAUAAUUAGGUUUGGUCUGAAUUAUAUAGCAGGGAGUUUAGUGCAAAUUGAGAUCAUUUAGUCUAAAAAGUUAUGCUCCUAAUAACAUUUCUCUUAUAAUAUUUUUGAAAAAUAUGUCUUAUUUAUUGGCUCUGUGCUGAGUUCCUCACCUAGGCUUAACAGUAGGUAAGGUCAUCUUUUUUGUUAGUUUCAAGUUAAAAUGUUUAAGCCAUUACACCUCUAAAUUGCUUAAACUUUUCUAAUAAUGUGAUUUAUACAUUUAAAAAAAUAUUUUAUUAUUUUAUUCAUAUUUUUAGAUUCCCCUUUUGGGCCCCAUGUUUAUUAAGGACCCUUGGUCUUAAGCUCUUUCCCUAACCACCCCUGAGUCCCUUAAUGCAUAUGUAGCAUUCUUUAUUCAUUUCCUUGCGUAGACAUGAAUCUACCAUGAAAAUCUUUUGUUUAAGGAUCUUGGGGGUGAGAUUUAAACAGCACAGUGUUCAGUGCUUCCUGCUGCUGCUGUAGAAUUAGAAUGUGAUGUACUGUAUGUACAGUCUAUAAAGUGAUGUGAUUUGGUAUGUAACUGAUACGAGUGAGCAUAUGUAGUGUUAUAAUGAGUAAUCCAUGUGGCAGAUCUGAUGGAAUUGAACAGUCAGUUAACUUAAUGUUUUUAAAAAUGGGCUGAAUUAAGAAGGACUGCGUGAUUUUUAUUGUUCAGACUGGAAGUAGGUGUCACCCAUCCUGGCAUAGGCUCUGAUGACAGAAUGGUAAUGGGGGAUAUAGGAAAGGGUGUGGAAUGAAGUUAAUCUGUUAGUUUUACUGCAGCAGCCACAGCCACACUGUUAUUACACCAGGGAUGUGCAUUUUAAUUAGAGAGUAUAUUUAUUUAUUUUACAAAACUUGUUUCUAAAGAAAAUGUUAAACUUUUAAUCUGGAUCCUGUGUGCUGUGUGCGUGUGUGUGUGUGUGUGUGUGUGUGUGUGUGUGUGUGUGUGUGUGUGUGUGUGUGUGUGUGUAAUAUUUAUUUUUAUAUAUAGUUACUGUGUGCUAUUAAAAACAGGUGCCAUUACAUCAUGGAAAACAUGGUUGAGCUACUGUAUUAUUUAUUGAUGGAUGAUUACAACAACAGGCGGUGAUUCAGGAUACAUGACAAAACAACCAAGCCUUUCCAGAGAAUUUCAACUAUUAUUGUCUGCUCUACAGGAUAUCAACCUGUUAAAAGAAUUAUAUUUUGCUAGGUCAAGGGUGAUGCUACACUGGGCCAGUAAUAAUAUUUUAUUAAAGUGAUUAAGACGUGGA